Messenger RNA from Meleagris gallopavo (turkey), 1807 nucleotides. RefSeq names its product solute carrier family 38 member 9 (gene SLC38A9). Gene Ontology annotation, molecular function: L-amino acid transmembrane transporter activity. Lineage: Eukaryota; Metazoa; Chordata; Aves; Galliformes; Phasianidae. Gene Ontology annotation, cellular component: lysosomal membrane. Gene Ontology annotation, biological process: amino acid transmembrane transport. The record is from RefSeq and is a predicted model, not a curated record.
UUUUCAGAUUGAAUAAUAAAGCACAGGUACAUUAUUUACAAGAGCUUUUAGGGAAGUGAUGUUUUAAGCAAUACUUCAUCCACACCAUAAUCAGAGUUCUGAGGAAGGAAAAGAUCUCUGGAAGGAGAAGUCUUCGGAAAAUUCCAACUAAAUUCACUGAUGCAUGUUGAGAAUAACUGUCAGAGUCUAGAAGAAAGAAGCAUAUUCAUCAGAUAUGGAGGAGGAUACAAAGCCUCUCUUGAUCCCUGUAGGAGGCGAUGAAAGUAAUUAUGGAAUCAUGAAUAUACAGUUUAAUCCAGAAGAUUUUAAAUACAAAAGACCAUUUCAUGUGGAGCCUACAAACAUAGUCAGCGCCAAUGAUGACAUGCAAAGAGUCUCUGACGAAGCUUCAGCAAUGAAUAAGCGGAUUCAUUACUAUAGCAGGCUCACAUCUCCUUCAGACAAGGCAUUGGUUGCUCCUGAUCAUGUACUUCCAGCUCCUGAUGAAAUCUAUGUAUAUAGUCCAUUAGGAACUGCUUUUAAAGUUGACAGUUGCACAGAUGGCUAUGGUAAAAACUCCAGCAUAGUGACAAUAUUUGUGAUAUGGAACACAAUGAUGGGCACAUCUAUAUUAAGUAUCCCAUGGGGUAUAAAACAGGCAGGAUUUACUUCUGGAAUCAUUCUCAUCAUACUGAUGGGCAUUUUGACACUUUAUUGCUGUUACAGAGUUGUGAAAUCACGAAAAAUGAUACCUUUAACAGAUACCUCAAACUGGGAAUUCCCAGAUGUUUGCAAGUAUUAUUUUGGAUCUUUUGGUCAAUGGUCAAGCCUCUUAUUUUCUAUGGUAUCUCUUGUUGGAGCCAUGGUCGUUUAUUGGGUGCUUAUGUCCAACUUUCUGUUCAACACAGGAAAAUUUAUAUACAACUUUGUUCAUGAUAUCAAUGUAACAGAUAUUGUUCCAGGCACAAAUGGAAGUAACAAGGUCAUUUGUCCAAAUGCUGCUAGUGAUCACCCACCACAGAACGAGAGUAUGAUAUUCUCUUCUGGCAACAGUACAGGUUUUCAGCUCUUCGAGGAGUGGUGGAGCAAAUCACAAACAGUACCAUUUUACUUGAUUGCUGUUCUUCUACCCCUGCUAAAUCUGAAGUCUCCAUCCUUCUUUGCAAAGUUUAAUGUCCUAGGUACAGUUUCAGUUAUCUACUUGGUUCUUUUGGUUACUGUAAAGGCUGCUCACUUGGGAAUCCACUUAGAAUUCAACUGGUUUACAGAGAAUGAAUUUUUUGUACCAGAAUUUAGAGUUCUGUUCCCUCAGCUCACAGGGGUUCUAACGCUUGCCUUCUUCAUUCACAAUUGUGUCAUCACUCUUCUUCAAAAUAACAAGAAUCAAGAAAACAACGUGAGAGACCUCUCCAUUGCUUACUUCCUGGUGGGAUUAACAUAUCUAUAUGUUGGAGUAAUAAUUUUUGCAUCUUUUCCUUCUCCACCACUAUCCAAAGAAUGUAUCGAACAGAAUUUUCUAGAUAACUUUCCCAGCAACGACAUCAUGUCUUUUAUUGCAAGAAUAUUUCUGCUGUUCCAGAUGAUUACUGUAUACCCACUGUUGGGCUAUCUGGCACGAGUCCAACUAUUAAGACAGGUUUUUGGAAAUGCUUACCCAAGUGUUUUCCAUGUGCUUGCUCUGAACAUAGCAAUUGUAGGAGCUGGAGUAGCAAUGGCAAGAUUUUAUCCAAAUAUCGGAGGUAUCAUAAGAUACUCUGGAGCAACAUGUGGUCUGGCCUUUGUGUUUGUGUAUCCAUCGCUCAUCUACGUGAUCUCCCUGCAUCGUGCU